This is a messenger RNA of Phycodurus eques (leafy seadragon), 717 nucleotides long. Its product is annotated as cationic trypsin-3-like. Gene Ontology annotation, molecular function: serine-type endopeptidase activity. Gene Ontology annotation, biological process: proteolysis. Lineage: Eukaryota; Metazoa; Chordata; Actinopteri; Syngnathiformes; Syngnathidae. The record is from RefSeq and is a predicted model, not a curated record.
AUGAAGCUUUUGGUUCUCCUCGCUCUCUUUGGAACUGCAGCUGCACUGAAGGAGAAUGACAGGAUAGUCGGCGGGUACGAGUGUCCCAGAAACUCAGUGCCCUACCAAGUGUCUCUCUUUACUGGAUACAACUUCUGCGGAGGGGCACUCCUGUCACCAGAGUGGGUGCUCUCUGCUGCCCACUGCAGGCCAAAAUCCAAUGUAGAGGUGCGGCUUGGGGAACAUGACCUCUGGGAGCCCGAGGGCCCUGAGCAGCACAUCAUGUCUGCCGAGUUCAUUCGCCAUCCCGACUACAACCCCCGCACACAGGACAGCGACAUCAUGCUCAUCAAGCUGAGUCGUCCUGCGACGCUCCCUUUUAAAUGUUCCACUGAUGGGACCGUGUGCCAUGUCUCUGGUUGGGGGAGCAUCCGCCCCAGUGAUGAAGGCUCGAGGUACCCUCAUAUGCUGCAGUGCCUGGAUGUCCCUGUCCUGAGUGAUGAUGCAUGCUUUAAUGCAUAUCAUUUCCAAAUCACUGACAACAUGUUCUGCGCCGGUUACCUGGAGGGAGGCAAAGACUCCUGUCAGGGUGACUCCGGGGGUCCAAUGACAUGUGAUGGGAGUCUCCACGGUGUCGUGUCGUGGGGGAAAGGCUGCGCACUGAGAAACAAGCCUGGUGUGUACACUAAAGUUUGCAAUUACGUCACAUGGAUCAAGAUGACAAUGAUGAUAGACUAA